Messenger RNA from Pseudopodoces humilis (Tibetan ground-tit), 2924 nucleotides. RefSeq names its product glucosaminyl (N-acetyl) transferase 1 (gene GCNT1). Gene Ontology annotation, cellular component: membrane. NCBI's taxonomy places the organism in Eukaryota, Metazoa, Chordata, Aves, Passeriformes, Paridae. Gene Ontology annotation, molecular function: beta-1,3-galactosyl-O-glycosyl-glycoprotein beta-1,6-N-acetylglucosaminyltransferase activity. The record is from RefSeq and is a predicted model, not a curated record.
GCCGCGCCCGCAGGGGAGGUGGCCGGGCUGCCUGCCUGCCUGCCCCGGGCUGCUCCGCACCUGGGUGCUGAGGGCGUACCGGGAGCGGUGUGAUCCCGAAGCGGGUGGCCUGGAGCGUCGCUCUCCGCCGGCGCCGUACCCUACGGAACCUCGCAGCACUACUUCAGGAGCCGCCGUAUCGUCGGGCAGCAACUGCUGUAAAUUUCCCCUUUUAAUGACAACUGCUUCAGAAAUACAGAUUUUGACUUGAAGAAAAAGCAGUUAAAAAAAGGAAGUGGUUCAACUCAACCUCAGUUGAGAGCAAGACGAAGGCUGCCAAAUAAAGCAUUUUCUCCAUAGCUUUGCAGACCUCCAUCUCUCCCAAAGUGCAAAGUGCUGCCUCUGACAAGCUCUUUCCUGGUGGUAUUUCUAAGUGCAUAUGCAGGAUGUUGACGAGACUAUCUCACACAAAAACCUUGAAAGACUGCAGUGGCUUUUUGCCAGUGAGAACUAAAGCAUGACUAUCAUCCAGGAAGUGAGUGGAUUUUUCCUUCCAUUUCCCUGAAAAACUUGCCAAAUUCCUGCAAAACGCAGAUUUUUUUUCUGAAGUUGUUGAAGCUCAUAUGAACAGAGAAGGAGGACCUUUUUUUUUUUUUAAGUCCUGCAAAGCUACCUGGUAUUUGAAAUGCUGAAGAGGAAAUUACGGUUUUGCCACAACUUGCGCUUUAAGCUUUUCUUGGGUCUAACUCUCAUUUUAGUAAUAAUUUCAGUUUUGAAAGUUAACCAGAAAGAAGACUUCCUGAAUCGGAGACAUCUGGAGCUAACAAAGGAAGAUCCUAUUAGCAAUGUUAACUGCACCAAGAUUAUUGAGGGGGAUAUAGAAGAAAUACAAAAGGUACAGCUUGAGGCAUUAUCAGUGUCGUUUAAGAAACGCCCCAGAUUAACAACAGAUGAUUAUAUUAACAUGACUGCAGACUGUGCCUCCUUCACCAAGACUAGGAAAUACAUUAUGGAGCCUCUCAGUAAUGAAGAAGCAGAAUUUCCAAUUGCUUACUCAAUAGUUGUUUAUCACAAAAUUGAGAUGCUUGAUAGACUUCUAAGAUCAAUCUACGCUCCACAGAAUUUUUACUGCAUUCAUGUAGACAAAAAGUCUCCAGAAUCCUUUUUUGCUGCUGUGAAGGGAAUAGUCUCAUGUUUUGAUAAUGUCUUUAUUUCCAGCCAGUUAGAAAGUGUGGUAUAUGCUUCAUGGAGCAGAGUGCAGGCGGACAUUAACUGCAUGAAAGAUCUCCACAGAAGAAGUUCAAACUGGAAAUACCUAAUAAACCUGUGUGGUAUGGACUUUCCUAUAAAGACAAACCAGGAAAUAGUAGAGAAAUUAAAAGCCCUUAAGGGUGAAAACAGCUUGGAAACAGAAAAAAUGCCAGUUUAUAAAGAAGUAAGGUGGAAAAAACACCAUGAGAUUGUUGAUGGUAAAAUAAAGAACACAGGCAUAGACAAACAGCUACCACCUCUCAGUACUCCAGUUUUUUCUGGCAGUGCUUAUUUUGUAGUUAGCAGAAGCUUUGUAGAAUAUGUACUAGAAAACAGCAAAAUACUUAAGUUCAUUGAGUGGGCGAAAGAUACUUACAGCCCAGAUGAGUACCUGUGGGCAACAAUUCAGAGAAUCCCUGAAGUCCCAGGUGCAUUUUCUUCCAGUGACAAGUAUGACGUUUCUGACAUGAAUGCACUGGCCAGAUUUGUCAAGUGGCAGUACUUUGAAGGUGAUGUGUCCAAAGGUGCACCCUACCCACCAUGCAGUGGAGUUCACAUUCGCUCUGUCUGUGUUUUUGGAGUAGGAGACUUGAACUGGAUGCUACGAAACCACCACUUAUUUGCUAAUAAGUUUGACACUGAUGUCGACCCUUUUGCAGUGAAGUGCUUGGAAGAGUAUUUGCGGCACAAAGCUCUGUAUCUGCAAAAGAACUGAAACGUAUGCUCCUGUUAGGUAUUUAUACAAAGGUGCAAAUACCCUACUGCGACAUACUUUAACGUGUUACAGCAACGGUGGUGAUGCUGAUAAUGGGUAUAAUGACUCUCACCAUGUUGGUGUGGUGGUGCUCAUGCCCUGCCUUGUCCAUGGACAAGGGGGAGAAAAAGAAAUGUCUCAAGUAUGCCUUGUGGCAUACUGAGGCUUGGAGCUUUAGGUACAAAAUCAGACAGCAGUUUUUGGAAAGCCAGUUAUUUGGAAUAUUUAUUAUCUAGAAGGCAUAAUUAAUGGACUUCCUUUGGUUAAACUGUUUUAAGGCAUAGAAAAUGCAUAUUGUUCAUGGUUAUUCUCAUUUUUUAUUUUUUUUUCCCAUGAAUGUAAUGCUAGUUGGAAGAGAUAGAUGAGGGGGUGGGGUAAAAAGCAGCUGGACUGCACUUCAUAUUAAGUACUGAAAGAUCUCAGGAAUAUAACAUUAGAAAUUAUCUAAAAGCUGUGCAAAAGGGGAUAUGCAAAGCCAGCUAUUACCAUUUUACUUAGAUCUGUUUGCUGCAGUUCUCUUACAUGAAAUUGUUAAUCCUCUUGAAAAUUUUGUCUUCAGCAUGGAGUAUUAAGGAAUUCAAAUCUUUAUUUUGUAUUCUUAAAGCACCCUGAUAUUGUGAUAUAUAUUGUGUAGGUACUUUAUACACUAGUUAGUAAUUACAUCUUCUCAGGGAAACUUCAGUUUUGUGCCUGAUGAGAUUUUAGACUUGUAAUUUUACAUUUCUUACUGUAUGGGGAGUUUUGCUUUUGUAUCCAAAAUCACUCAAGCUUCUCAAAACUUAAAGAACUGCAGUAGUGUCUAAAUAUUACUGAUGGAGCUGCUGGUUUCUGCUUUCUGUUAAGCUCAACUUGUAUUCCAGAUUAUUUUAACACUAACUUUGGAAAAAAUAAAAUUAUUUUUUUAAAUUAUAUUGUCUCUUCGUACAAUUAGAAGUUGUAA